AUGACAGAUGAUAUUCCUAAACCAAUUGCAUUUCAACCAAUUGAUUUAUCGUUUGUUUUUUGUAUCCAAAUGAAUAAAAUAGUUAAUAUAACAACUUAUUACAAUAGAACUAUUUAUAGUGAGAGUUGUUCAUACACUUCAGAACGUAUGACUCCUAUGAAUAUUCUUAUUCCACCAAGAGACAAUUCCCCACUUGGAUUUGAUGAUACUAGUUUAUCUCAAAGUAAUUCAAAUAGUAGAAUAAAUAGUAGAACAGGAAGUAGAAGAACAGACUUACUGUCACCAUUAGACUUGUUUAAUACAAAAUCAGGUUUAGAUGUUUAUGAUGACUACUUCAUUUUCCAAUAA
Molecule: messenger RNA, 348 nt
Organism: Entamoeba nuttalli P19
Lineage: Eukaryota; Evosea; Mastigamoebida; Endamoebidae
Exons: 1
Coding region: 1-348 (115 amino acids)
Source: RefSeq, a predicted model, not a curated record